This is a messenger RNA of Alosa alosa (allis shad), 867 nucleotides long. Its product is annotated as testisin-like. Lineage: Eukaryota; Metazoa; Chordata; Actinopteri; Clupeiformes; Clupeidae. Gene Ontology annotation, molecular function: serine-type endopeptidase activity. Gene Ontology annotation, biological process: proteolysis. The record is from RefSeq and is a predicted model, not a curated record.
AUGGAGCGUAAUGUUUGUGGCACAGCUCCUCUCAGCAGCAGGAUAGUUGGAGGACAGGAUGCCUCCGUGGGGAGCUGGCCCUGGCAGGUCAGCCUUGAGAGACCCUACGGUCACAUGUGUGGAGGCUCCCUCAUCAACAAGGAGUGGGUGCUGUCUGCUGCGUACUGCUUCAGCAGUGCCAGCACAAGUUGGUGGACUAUCAGUCUGUACGGUUCUAACCCAAAUGAAGUGUCUAGAACUGUGGCUGAGAUCAUUCUACAUCCUAAUUGUGAUGCCUCCACAUAUGAGAAUGACAUCGCUCUGCUCCGGUUGAGCAGUGCUGUCUCCUUCAGCGGCUACAUCAGACCUGUUUGUCUGGCAGCCAGCGGCAGCAUUUUCCACCAGGGAACAGACAGCUGGGUCACUGGCUGGGGAGCUAUCGAAGAAGGAGAGCCUCUUCCAAACCCAGGUGUUCUUCAGGAAGUGGAAGUUCCUGUAGUUGACAACAAAGUGUGUGAUGAGCUUUUGAUAUUUACAAAAAUCACAGAAAACAUGAUAUGCGCUGGCCUUCGUGAAGGAGGGAAAGACUCCUGUCAGGGUGACUCAGGUGGUCCAAUGGUGAUGAAAGAGGACUCUGUGUGGGUCCAGUCCGGGGUGGUUAGCUUUGGGAUAGGUUGUGCUCGACCUGACCUACCUGGAGUCUACGCCAGGGUCUCCCGUUAUGAGGACUGGAUCAAAUCCCACAUCAGCAGUGACCCACCAGGCUUUGUGCAGGUCAUCACCCCUACCCCACUGCUUCCUGUUUCCACCACAUCCAGCAGGACCAAAGUCACAUGCUCAUUCUGCCUCUACAUCCUUCUGUCUUUUCUACUCCUCCCUCUCCACUGA